Molecule: messenger RNA, 2937 nt
Organism: Aspergillus versicolor CBS 583.65
Lineage: Eukaryota; Fungi; Ascomycota; Eurotiomycetes; Eurotiales; Aspergillaceae
Product: endonuclease III domain-containing protein
Exons: 3
Coding region: 1-2937 (978 amino acids)
Biological process (GO): base-excision repair, AP site formation; nucleotide-excision repair; base-excision repair
Cellular component (GO): nucleus
Molecular function (GO): DNA binding; DNA-(apurinic or apyrimidinic site) endonuclease activity; oxidized pyrimidine nucleobase lesion DNA N-glycosylase activity
Source: RefSeq, a predicted model, not a curated record
AUGCGUACAUCGCGCGCCUCCAAGGAAACGGCGAAGGUUCUGCAGGCCUUGUCGCCUCCUGCGCGUCGCCAAACGCGUAGCACGUCCAACUCAGGCUUACUCAGGGGAUUCGCGUAUAAUGGAGGAUUGAACGAAUUAAGUCCGGUCAAGAAAGAAGAUGACAGCUCUUCUCUCUCAUCGGUUGACACUGUCGAUAUUGAAGAUAUCUUGGAGCCGCCAACCAAACGACGCAAAACGAAAGCAAACGCUGCCGUCAAGGAAACUACAACUGCGCCGUCUUCGACACCUAAUAAUGUUGAGAAGCGCGUCAAAAGUGAGCGGGCGCCCCCCAAAUCGCGCCGGGUUCCUGCUCGGAAAAUCAAGAGUGAGGAUGGCUCUGUCGCCGUGGAGCCUCCAUCGAAUUGGGAAUCAAUAUACUCAACCGUCAAGAAGAUGCGCGAGGAGAACCCGACGGCGCCUGUGGACACAAUGGGGUGUGCAGAGCUAUACUGGCGUGCAUCCUCUCCGCGAGAUCGGCGUUUUCAGACCUUGAUUGCACUGAUGCUGUCCUCCCAAACCAAGGACACGGUCACCGCAGUCGCGAUGCAGCGACUGCACACCGAGCUGGGUGAAAAUGAUGGCCCAGUUAUCAAGCAGGAAACAGGGAAAGACGGCGACUCAGCACCUCAAUCGCUCCAAGAUAGCACGUUGAACUUGGAGAAUAUACUAGCUGUCUCCCCAGAGCGGCUCAAUUCGCUUAUUGGUGCUGUAGGGUUUCACAACAACAAAACCAAAUAUAUCAAGAAGACGGCCGAGAUCAUACGUGAUCAGUAUGAUUCCGAGAUUCCUCCCACUCCGGCCGAGCUGAUGAAACUGCCUGGCGUCGGGCCAAAGAUGGCGUAUCUAUGCAUGAGCGCAGCGUGGGGGAAACACGAGGGUAUCGGGGUCGAUGUCCAUGUUCAUCGUAUCACCAAUCUAUGGGGCUGGCACAAGACGAAAACACCGGAAGAAACUCGGAUGUCGCUGGAAUCAUGGCUACCAAAAGACAAAUGGCACGAAAUUAAUAAAUUGCUAGUAGGCCUUGGGCAAACAGUCUGCUUACCAGUUGGUAGGAGAUGUGGUGAUUGCGAUCUUGCUGGGACGAAGCUGUGCAAAAGUGAAAUCAAAGGCAUGGCUCCCAAAAAUGGCAGUCGAGCUGUACCAAAGAAAGAAAAAGACGGCGCAGAAAGCUUCUCACUGGCUGACGAACCGAAGGUCAAAGUUGAGAGCGACUUUCUCUAUCUCUCUCCCAUCAUUGAGUGCAGAACCCACGAGGUCACUCGGUUUUUGGCUUUACUUUCACCAUCGAGUAUGAUGACGUUCAAUUAUCGUGAUGAUGAGGAUGCUUUUCGUCAGCUGUUCGAAAUGGAUGCCGAACAAACUCCACCCGAUCCCGAUGACGAAGCAAGUGAGAUGCCCAUGGAAAUUGAAAACCCUCCUGGGACAAAUACCCGAGGGAAAGUUACUUUUCUCGACUUGCCGGAAGACGUAAAAAUCAGGAUCCUGCAAUACGCUGGGCUAUUACGCCCCUGCCUUAUCGACCUUUUCCUUGAGAAACAUCGAUCCAAACCCAAUAUGGGACAGUGUGGCAACGGCAAAUCUUUGCGUAUGACAAGGAUACCAUGGACGGCGAAAUGGAUGUCUCCUUAUUAUGUGCCGUGCGAUCAUCCUCCACUGCCUGUUAAGGUAUUUCUGGCCUCCCGUGCAAUUCGUCAGGAGCUUGGGAGCCUUUUCUUCUCCCGAAACCUCUUUUCCAUCCAUCUCUGCGGCAAACAGGAUUUCAGGCUCUUCAAUACAGCCACAGAAUGGGGGCUGCUCCAUCUAAAACACCUACAUUUGACUCUUGGUGCACAUUACCGUUAUCUCAAAUUGAGCCGUGGGAUUCACCGCACCACCCUAAACAUAUGGACACAGUUCUGUCAGAACGCCAAAGAGAGGAUGCCCGCUCUCAGAUAUUUCAGUCUGAAAUGCAAGGUUAAGGAACUUGAUGUUGCGAGUCGGCUGAUGUGCAUAAUGGAUCCCUUCCCAACUCUGACUCACUGUGCGUUCCAUUUCAGCGACAAUCAAGACGAUGACAUCCGGCCUGUGAUAAAGCGAGCUGCAUGGAGAUUGACGGGUAACCUUACUGACGACAAGCCUCCCUUUCCGUUUGCAAAGCUACCCAAGGAAAUACAGCUCAUGAUUCUCGAGCUUGUCUUGGUCAGACGCUCGGAUCCAUUCUUGUCUGCUAUAGAGCGCAAUAUAGCAAUGGUGGGACUAUUUGAUCGGAAGUAUCAACCCACAUCGGGUUCAGCUCUUUCCUGUUGUUGUACUUGUUCUCCUCUUUGCGCAGCGUGCUUCUGCGAUACUCGUCAAACCGCAUUCUCUACCAGCUGCACCUGCUUCUCCUCUCCCCUGCCCUAUUUUCUUGUGAGCCGCGAAUUCUAUCAGGACUGUUGCCGCGUAUUUUUUACCAAAUGCCAUUUUAUGUUUGUGGAGGAAGAACCCGACCUCAUUAUGCGUUUUCUUAAUUCCAUACCCACAUUGUAUUCUAUGCAAAUUCGCCGUUUGUCGUUCAAGUUCCCUAUGACCUUCAGAAAUUACGUCAGAACCCCAAAGGCCGAGGAAGCUAUGAUACUCUCUUGGUCUGUUUUACGCCGCUUUAUCCGCGAACAUUUUGACCUUCCGCGCCUUUCCUUAACCGUUAUCGACCACGGAACAAGGGGCUCUUCUAUUCAUCGGAACAAGUACAAUUGUCGAGUGCUCAAAGCAUUUACAGAGCUGCAGGGUCUACGCGAGUUCCGCGUGUUUCUGGCAGAUGAUCCUUCGUUUGAGAAAGAGUUGGAGCGUCUUAUCACGGGCAGAACACCCUUUGGAAGAUAUCAACCGUAUCACAACAUGCGCUCUCUUGGGAAUCAUAUUCACUUUCACGAUACAUAA